AUGAGCGAUUCGUCUGCCGCUCUUGCAUUGGUCGAGACGGCCUCCAGUGCCCAUCACGUGUACAGCGGUGCCCCAGCACGCAAGUCUGUCCUCCUUGCUCAUUGUGUUGUGACCAAGACAAUCAACCCUACCGUCAUGGACGAAGACAUGGAAGUUCCUAAUGACUGGAAGACUUCUAGUGUUUCAUCGGACAACAUCGGCCACAGAGAGGAAGGCCGCACAAUUGCUGUACACAGCCUUGCGGUCCUGCCAUCUCUCCAGAACCGUGGACUGGGUUCGACUUUGCUGAAGGCAUUUAUUCAGCGAAUGGAAUAUGUCCAAGCCGCUGACAGAGUCGCUUUGCUUGCUCACGGUGAGCUUGUCAAGUUCUAUGAGAAACUGGGCUUCCAGAACAAAGGUCCCAGCAAGGCAACAUUCGGCGGAGGCAACUGGGUUGACAUGGUAAGUUCACCUACCGAGAAUAACUAUCCAGUAUACUAA
Aureobasidium vineae is the source of this 480-nucleotide messenger RNA. The record is from the annotation of a GenBank genome assembly. NCBI's taxonomy places the organism in Eukaryota, Fungi, Ascomycota, Dothideomycetes, Dothideales, Saccotheciaceae.